This is a messenger RNA of Spea bombifrons (plains spadefoot toad), 2626 nucleotides long. It is a transcript of the gene POU6F1, whose product is annotated as POU class 6 homeobox 1. Gene Ontology annotation, molecular function: RNA polymerase II cis-regulatory region sequence-specific DNA binding; DNA-binding transcription factor activity, RNA polymerase II-specific. The record is from RefSeq and is a predicted model, not a curated record. Gene Ontology annotation, biological process: regulation of transcription by RNA polymerase II. The transcript has 11 exons. The coding region runs from base 399 to 2210 and encodes 603 amino acids. NCBI's taxonomy places the organism in Eukaryota, Metazoa, Chordata, Amphibia, Anura, Pelobatidae.
UUUAUAAGAGGAGACGGCGCAUUUAUUAUUUUUUUUUCCUUUGUAUUAUUACUUCCUAUUCCGAGCUAUCUCUCCAUGCGCUUCAACUUGUCGCCUGCACUUCUAACAGACAUUGGAGAGGGAUGGAAGGAAAAGAAAUAUGAUUAAAUAUUAAUAAGGUGUCCCUUCUCUCACAAGAAGCCCUUUUUUUUUAUUUAUUCAUGCAAAUGUCCCCCAUUUGUAUGGACCCCAAGCGCCCUACAAGUGAGCUGUGAGGUGAAUUUAUAAUGACCUGCCCCGGCUACCCGGCAAAGAAGGUAUUACACGCGCCACAAAGAAAGAAGGGGGCAUAUUCAAAUUAAAGGAGUCCAUUUAACGAAUGCUUUACAUGUGAGGAAGAUUUAUUCCAGUAAAACACAAUGGAUACUGGAACUGUCCAACAACAUGACGCUUCACUUACAGUCAAUGAACAGGUGAUUGUCAUGUCUGGCCAUGAGACCAUUAGGGUGCUUGAAGUUGGUGUGGAUGCCCCAACACAAUCAGAGGAAGCUGGGAAAGCUGCGGACCCACCAGGCCCAGAAUCUACAGACACAAAUGAUCUCACGAGAGAAACAGUGCUGGGCCAAGUGGAAAACCAGUGUGCUGAGUCUGUAGCGAAGUCUUCUGCUGCAUUUGUGUCGCCUUCUAUUCCUACUCUGUUCACUCAUGCAUCAAAUCAGCCACAACCUACUCUUGCAUCCUUUGCAAUGCAAGCUGCACCGCAGGUCUUGACUCAGGAAAACUUAGCUACACUUGUGACCGGAGUAAUGGCUCCUGCAGGAGCAGUUACUCAACCUGUUUUUAUCCCAAUCAGUAUUGCAGGUCAAGUGGCUGGCCAGCAGGCACUGGCUCUAUGGAACUUUCCAACUGCCACAGUAGCCACACUUCCUGGACUGACAGCUGCCCCUCCCACAGGGGGAGUUUUCAAACUACCUUUAACCAGCCUGCAAGCUGCUUCUGUUUUGAACACAGCCCUACAGACACCUGUGCCCACAGCUCAGGCCAUCCAAACGGUUUACCAGGCUCAGCCCACAGUCUCAGCCCAACCAGCUCUGCAGACAACUGUCCAGCCACAAUCAGCCCUGCAAGCCCAGACACCACUGGUGCCAGCCGUGCUCCCCAAGACAGCGGAGCCCCAAACACAGAUCACUGUACAGCCAGCGAGUUUUACCUUCAACCCAGGCAUUAUCAGUGCCGCAUCUUUUGGAGGUCAGACACAACUGCUGGGCUCUCUGGCUACAACUCCCAUAUUCACCAGUGCUAUUUCUGGAGUGCAAGGCAUUACAAGUCAAAUCCUGACAAAUGCCCAGGGCCAGGUGAUUGGCACUCUCCCGUUUUUCCUGAACUCCUCUGCAAUCACAGCGGGUGCUGCUGCUGUCUCUACUCAGAAUGUGGUCCAGGCUGUGACACCUCAGCUUCUGUUAAAUGCCCAAGGUCAAGUUAUUGCCACCCUGGCUAGCAACUCUAUACAGUCAGCAGCCACCCGCAAGCCGGCCUCCCCUGAUGUCCCAGCUAAGACAGAACAACAGAUACAGUCAAUUCAGCAGAUCCAGCCCGCUCCAGUUAUAACCCAACCAUCUGUUGUCGUUACUAGCCCAGCACCAGCCACAACAUCAACUUCUACACAAGUCCAUGUCACUUGUACAGAGCCUCCGACUGUGGGCCAGCUGGUGUCUAAGCAACAUGCGGGUAGUUAUGAUGACGAUGGAAUUAAUCUAGAAGAGAUACGCGAGUUUGCCAAGGAUUUCAAAAUACGGCGCUUGUCCCUGGGUCUGACACAGACCCAGGUAGGUCAAGCUCUGACUGCCACAGAAGGACCUGCUUACAGCCAAUCAGCCAUCUGUCGAUUUGAGAAGUUGGACAUCACACCAAAAAGUGCUCAGAAACUAAAGCCGGUAUUGGAGAAAUGGUUGAAUGAGGCAGAGAUGAGGAACCAAGAAGGGCAGCAAAAUCUGAUGGAGUUUGUAGGUGGGGAGCCAUCAAAGAAAAGGAAAAGACGUACUUCUUUUACCCCACAGGCUGUGGAAGCUCUUAACUCUUACUUUGAAAAAAACGCGCUGCCCACUGGACAGGAAAUCACAGAGAUAGCCAAGGAGCUCAACUAUGAUCGGGAAGUAGUAAGGGUAUGGUUUUGUAACAGACGUCAGACUCUGAAAAAUACCAGCAAGCUAAAUAUCUUUCAGAUUCCCUAAAAAAGUGGGGCAAUCUUGUUUAUACCGCCUACUACUUAACAUUUCAUAUUUCCUUCAUUUUGCAGCAGUAAUGCUCCGUAAUUUAGUUUUUUUGAAAGCACUUUGUGACUCAAUUUCUGCUUUAUCCAUGCUACUGCCAGCUGUAUCAACUCUUUGACUCAUUUUUUUAUAUGAUAAAUACCAAGCAUGGUAAAAGGUUGAUAGCCAUUGCAGCCGGAUGUCUCCGGUGGCCUUCUUAAACACGUUUUACCUACUCUGUACAGCUGUAGUAUCCCUAUGGAAAUGCCUCUAUAGUUGGCGAACGUUCCGGAGAAACAGAGGUUAGUGUUGCUCGCUGUAGCUCAGUUGUUAUUGUGGGGAUUGCCACAAUUAAUGAUUGUAGUCUGCAAAACCUUGAGCGCCACAUGAAAAGAGAA